Lutzomyia longipalpis is the source of this 1297-nucleotide messenger RNA. Its product is annotated as mitochondrial pyruvate carrier 2-like. The transcript is spliced from 3 exons. Gene Ontology annotation, biological process: pyruvate import into mitochondria. Gene Ontology annotation, cellular component: mitochondrial inner membrane. Gene Ontology annotation, molecular function: pyruvate transmembrane transporter activity. The coding region runs from base 669 to 1061 and encodes 130 amino acids. NCBI's taxonomy places the organism in Eukaryota, Metazoa, Arthropoda, Insecta, Diptera, Psychodidae. The record is from RefSeq and is a predicted model, not a curated record.
GAAGACGUGGACCUUUUCUCCCCCAAAAAACACCUCAAACAGGCACCCUUGCCGCCCCGGAAUGCCGUGGUGGUGACCCCAAUGGGGAUAAACAUGGGAAAUGAGCGUAAAAUCGUGGAUGAUUUACCUUGUGGGAACCUGGCGAUUUUUUUUCUUAUUCAUGUCGUCUGAAGUGAAAUGCGGCACCCUUGGGCCUCUUGAACGCGUGGAGACCGGAAUUUUGAUCGUGUUUUCUUCAAUAGAACUGCAACUUGGGUAGCAGCUGUUGCGCGGACAACACUUGGGAUGCGUUUUUUGCCAACAAUAACACCAAUUUUACAAAGGAUACCCCCGAAAAAUGUUACUGCUAAAAACUCUCUUUAACACGAGCCCUACGGCGCAAGAGAGGUGGAGAGGCUCCGUGGAAAUUUUCCCUUGCUGAAUUUGUGGAAAAUGUCAUUCACACUUUCACAUUUGCGGUACCUCCGCUAGAUGGUGCUCUCUAGCAAUAAUCUGCCGACAUGUCCUAGGAAGUUCCGUAACACGACGACAAAGUUUUUUGUAUGGGAACAUUUGAUUCCGUGUGUGCCAAAAAACGCGUAGUGCUCGUUUUUUUUUGCAAAAAUACUACGUAGUUUCCACAAUUCUCACCUGAUUUUAGUGAUUUUCCCACCUGUAUUUUAGUCACAAUGGCCAUGUCCAGUGUUUACAGAGGAAUUAUUUCCACAGCCGAUAAAUUCGUGCCACCAAAGAUGAUGCCCCUCUGGAAUCAUCCAGCAGGACCAAAGACUGUAUUCUUCUGGGCACCAGUUUUCAAAUGGGGGCUCGUCAUUGCAGGGCUGAGUGACUUGGCAAGGCCAGCAGAUCAACUGUCUGUGGCACAAUCGGGCUCUCUGUGCGCCACCGGAAUCAUCUGGUCACGCUACUCCCUCGUAAUUAUCCCCAAGAAUUGGGGACUCUUCUCAGUAAAUCUCUUUGUGGCCUUGUCAUCGUCUGUUCAGCUUCUUCGGGCAUACAUGUACCAACAGGAACUCAAUAAGCUAGCAGCAGCUGAAACAGCCACUAGUGAGGAGAAGAAAUAACCACAGAUGAUAUUCUACUUACAACACUAAUAGGUCAAAUGCAGCAGCACUUCCCAUAUCACACGAUCUGUGUUAAAAGUUUCCGCAAAGCGGAAAUCUCCAGCAAUCCAGGGCGUUUUUUUUUCUUUGAGGUAAAGAAAAAACGAAAAUUUCGAGAUGUUUAUUUUUCUAAUAGAACGUACGUAUUCACUCCACUUGAAGUGAAGGAAGAUUAUUAAAUUCUCUGUUGAUUUUAA